Uloborus diversus is the source of this 630-nucleotide messenger RNA. RefSeq lists its product as uncharacterized. Lineage: Eukaryota; Metazoa; Arthropoda; Arachnida; Araneae; Uloboridae. The coding region runs from base 202 to 630 and encodes 142 amino acids. The record is from RefSeq and is a predicted model, not a curated record. The transcript is spliced from 4 exons.
CCUACACUUGCCGAAGAAUAUUUUUUCUAAUAAUGCCCUUUUAAUGGGCAAAUCGUUUAAAUUACGAUUUAAAUGACAAACGCGAAUGUUUUUUUUUAUGUUUCUGAAGAGUGCUUUAUAUGAACCCUGAUUGUGAAUGAAGAACAAACAGACUGUUUAAAAGAUCUUUGAUCAAAUGUUUCUGAAGUAGACAACUACGUUAUGCAUAACAGGAUGGCUCAGCCUAAAGUUUCUGAUUCUGAAAUGCAGUACUAUCAGUUCAAAGCUAGGCAAAUGUUUUUAUUACAGAAAGAAGAUUAUGAGUGGCAGCAAUUCUGCUCACGAAAAAUUUCAAAAUGCUCAACCUGUAAAUCAGAAUGCAGUAGUUCCUCAAAAGAUGUUGGAAGUCAAACUGUGAUGAGAACCUCAUUUAUUGUAGGGAAAAAACCUCCCUCAGAAUCUAAACUCCCACCUGCUCAGUCACAUGUAGACUUAAAUUUUAUUAAGUCAAAGUUGGACCGCAUUGAUGAGAUGUUAUCGGAACUGAAAUUUUCAGAAAAUGAUGAACAGCUUGAAAAGACAAGAUUAAUAGCUUCUAGUAGCAAUUUAAUAGAUUCUAAAGUGUCAGCCAUGGAGAGUCUUGAUGGUUAA